UCCUUCGUGUUAGUUGACGAGUUUGCUCGGAAAAUAAUUUUAUGUCCUAGGAACGAUGAAUGCAGACAAGUCAAUCGCACGGUGCUACAACGCAUCGACGGUGCACACAGGAGCUACACUGCCAUCGACACUGUGGUGGUCGACGAUUCCGACGAAGUGGCCAAUUAUCCUACAGAAUUCCUCAACACUAGAACCGGAUGGAUUGCCACCGUACAACUUGACUCUGAAAGUCGGUUCGAUCGUCAUGUUGCUGAGAAAUCUAGAUUCACAGAGGCGACUUUGCAACGGCACGAGGAAGACAUAGUCAUACCUGCAAAACCGCUCACGUCAAGUGGAGAAGAUGACCUGCCAGUCAUAAUGUGACGAGUAGAGUUCCCCGUACGGCUGUCUUUUGCGAUGACCAUUAACAAGUCACGGGGUCAAACUUUUGAUAAAGUUGGAUUGCUUCUGCCUUCACCGGUGUUCACACACGGACAACUGUACGUGGCGUUUUCACGCGUGAGACUCGUAAUCAAUUAAAAUUGGUAUGUGUGGUGACGAUCGUGGUAGAUUUGUCACCAAAAACAUUGUCUACAGAGAAGUUCUCUAAGCAACAUGAGUUUGUGCUUAUAUUCAAAUAUAUUGAUUAAUUAUGGUAAAAAUGUAUA
Molecule: messenger RNA, 647 nt
Organism: Melanaphis sacchari
Lineage: Eukaryota; Metazoa; Arthropoda; Insecta; Hemiptera; Aphididae
Exons: 2
Source: RefSeq, a predicted model, not a curated record